This is a messenger RNA of Pieris macdunnoughi, 993 nucleotides long. The record is from the annotation of a GenBank genome assembly. Lineage: Eukaryota; Metazoa; Arthropoda; Insecta; Lepidoptera; Pieridae.
AUGUUCUCUCCGUUUAGCAGACAACUGCUUUUCUACACUCAGCUUCGUCGCCUCCAAAGCACGUUGGUAAUAGCCGAGCAUAAUAAUGAAGCCUUAAUCGCUGCCACCCAAAACACUUUAUGUGCUGCAAAGAAAAUAGGAGGAGACAUCACUGUGCUGGUUGCUGGCACCAAAUGUGGCCCAGCUGCAGAAGCAGUUGCAAAAGCUAAUGGUGUUUCCAAAGUACUUGUAGCAGAGAGUGAUGCUUUUAAAGGAUUUACUUCAGAGUCCAUGACACCACUAAUAUUGGCAACUCAGAAGCAAUUUAACUUCACACAUAUUUUGGCACCUGCUACUGCAUUUGGCAAAGCCAUCCUACCUAGAGUUGCUGCUAAACUGGAUGUGUCACCUAUAACCGAUAUCAUUGGUAUUAAAGACCCUAACACAUUUGUUAGAACUAUUUAUGCAGGAAAUGCGAUACUGACAUUGGAAGCAAAAGAUGCAGUUAAAGUCAUCACAGUGCGGGGCACAGCAUUUGCUCCUGAGCCGUUAGAGGGAGGAUCUGCAGCACAGGAAAAUGCCCCAGAAGGCGAUUAUAAGACUGACUUGGUGGAGUUUGUUUCACAAGAGCUCACCAAAUCUGAUAGACCAGAACUCAGCAGUGCUAAGAACAUUGUUGCUGGUGGUCGUGGUUUGAAAUCUGGUGAUAAUUUCAAGCUGCUAUAUGACCUAGCUGACAAACUGAAUGCAGCAGUUGGUGCUAGUCGUGCAGCUGUGGAUGCUGGUUUUGUCCCUAACGAUCUGCAGAUAGGACAGACUGGCAAAAUUGUUGCACCUGAUCUCUACAUAGCGGUAGGCAUCAGUGGUGCCAUCCAACACUUGGCUGGCAUGAAGGACUCCAAGACCAUUGUUGCGAUAAACAAAGACCCUGAAGCACCUAUUUUCCAGGUGUCGGACGUAGGCCUGGUAGCAGAUCUGUUCAAGGCAGUACCAGAAUUAACCUCCAAAUUGUGA